AUCCAAUUAUAUACGAGUGCAUUACAAGGAAAAUUAAUGAUAUGUCUAGUACAUUUCGCAAUAUAAGAAAACUAAAGGGAAGUUCAUGCAAUUAACUCAAGAUUUUUUUUCCCGCCACUAGUUUUUACGUGAAGAUGAAACCAUACCAAGAAAUUCAACACAGCAAACACAGAUAAGCCUACUUAAUUGAACAUUCUGUGAUCCUUCAUCAUCCGAAAAAGCCUGUAACAACAAGUUGACUUUAAUAAUGCCAUGGUUAUUUCCAAAUUAAGAAUCUAUUGCCCCCAAACAACAUCAAGCAUAUCAUUCUCGUACAAACGAACUCCACAAUAAAUUCCCAAAUCAUUUUCAAAGAAAGCUGAGAAAAGAAACACGGACAACACUGAACAGAGAUGGGAAAUCCGGCAGGUUCUCAACAACCUCCUCAAUCCCCCAUGGCUGUUUCAGGAACCACUGCUUUUCAUCAACAACAAUCUUCAACAUCAAUCACUCAUUUCAGCCAUCCACAUCCUUUGUUUCUCUCCCAACAAGGGUUCAACACUCAUUGCUCAGGCUGCAAACAGAAUGAUGCCUCGUCCGGAAUCAUUUACACUUGCGCUUCUUGCAACUACUCCCUCCACCAGAAAUGCUCCCAAAUGCCACAAACAAUCACGCACCCGUUCGAUAAAAACAACCAUGCCCUUUCUCUGCUGACAACGCCGGCGUACCCGAACGGUUCUUUCACCUGUGAUGCCUGUGGAGAACUGGGCUUUGGUUUCAACUACCACUGUCAACCGUGUGGGAUUGAUCUCCAUAUCCUCUGUGCUUCAUCACCAAUGGUGAUCACUCACCCAUCACACCAACACCAACUCAGCCUCACCUUCUCACCUCCAUAUCCAAUGGGAACAUUCACUUGUAACAUUUGCCAUUUGGGUGGUUCCAAAAACUGGCUCUACCGAUGCCACAUGUGUAAUUUCGACAUACACCUUACGUGCGUGAAAAAGCCGGCAACAGGGCACCCUCCUCUGGCCCAUCAGCAAUCUCUUCCAAAUUAUCCUACACAAAAUCCUCCUCCUAUAACCCAUCAGCUAUCUCUUCCAAAUCAACAAUUUCACCGUCCCGCAAACACCUUCGCCGGAGCCCCGGGUCCAUUCGGUCCUUCUCCGGCAGCGGCUACAGGGGGAUUCCAACAAUUUCACCCGGGCCCUCAACCUGUGUCAGGAAUUGCAGUUUCUCCGGCAAACCCUUACGCCGCCGCCGGCCCUUAUGCCUGCCCACCCGGUCCAAACCUGAUGUACCAGAGCGGUUAUAAUUACGGACCAGCAUCGGGUACGGGUAUUAUGCAUCCUAAUUACAUGCAGCAGCAAAACGGGAUGGGAAGCCAGCUUGCUAACAGUGUGGCUAAUGGCUUAGCUAGUGGUAUUGGUCAAGCGAUUGGGACAGAAGCGAUACAGGCAAUGUUCGGUGGCGGCGGCGGUGGCGGUGGUGGCGGCGGAGGCGGCGGCAACGGUGGCGGAGGGAAUGAUAUGAGCUGUUACUAUCAAGGGGGUGAUGUUUAUCCGGUGGAUCAAGGUCAGUAUUUUGAUGGAUCUGCCGGAGACUAUGCCGGAGGAGCAGAUGGUUCUUACUGAGUGAUCACCUUUUGCAAUUUUAUGUAUGUUUGUCGUUGUUCGUUUGUUUAACUGUAAAUUUCGCAGGUUUUUCCGGUUUCAAAACAAAUUUAUUUUUCUGUUGGUGACUCCAUCAUCAAAUUCAAUUGUAUUUUUUUGUUUUCUUUUUCACCCUUUUGAAAUUUAAAAUUGCAAAUUCGGUUAAAUUCUCUCGUUUCAAAUGAUCAUUUUCUAUUUUUUUUGGUUACAGUUUUCUCCUUAAUUUGUCUUUGGGCGGUAAUCAAAGAAAAAUGUGCCCAUCCUAGAACAAGUCUUGUUUCUUUGAUUACGACUAACAUUCUCAUCUUGUAAUGAGAUGAGUAUUUUAUUUUGUCAAUAACAUCACCCCU
Molecule: messenger RNA, 1978 nt
Organism: Oldenlandia corymbosa var. corymbosa
Lineage: Eukaryota; Viridiplantae; Streptophyta; Magnoliopsida; Gentianales; Rubiaceae
Source: the annotation of a GenBank genome assembly